Passer montanus (Eurasian tree sparrow) is the source of this 957-nucleotide messenger RNA. It is a transcript of the gene NME3, whose product is annotated as NME/NM23 nucleoside diphosphate kinase 3. The record is from RefSeq and is a predicted model, not a curated record. Gene Ontology annotation, molecular function: nucleoside diphosphate kinase activity. The transcript has 5 exons. Bases 50 to 622 code for a protein of 190 amino acids. Lineage: Eukaryota; Metazoa; Chordata; Aves; Passeriformes; Passeridae. Gene Ontology annotation, biological process: UTP biosynthetic process; GTP biosynthetic process; CTP biosynthetic process.
CGUGUCGGUGUCCCCUGUGUCGGCCCCGCCGCUCCGCGGCCCCGGCUCGAUGGUUCCGCGGGGGGCGGUGGCAGCGCGGGGGCAGCGCGGCCCCUUUAAGAGCGGCGCCGCCAUGAUCUGCCUGGUGCUGGGGAUCUUCGCCGGCCUCUUCCACAGCGCCUGCGGCGGGGUCCAUGAGCGAACCUUCGUGGCCAUCAAGCCGGACGGGGUGCAGCGGCGCCUGGUCGGGGAGAUCAUCCGGCGCUUCGAGAGGAAGGGGCUGCAGCUCGUGGGGAUGAAGCUGCUGCAGGCCUCGGAGGAGCUGCUGAAGGAACACUACGUGGCCCUGCGGGACCGUCCCUUCUACGGCCGCCUGGUGAAGUACAUGAGCUCCGGGCCCGUCGUGGCCAUGGUCUGGCAGGGCCUGGAUGUGGUGAAGACAGUUCGCACCAUGAUUGGGGAGACCAAUCCAGCUGAAUCCAGGCCUGGCACCAUCCGAGGAGACUUCUGUGUUGAAGUCAGCAAGAACGUGAUCCAUGGCAGUGACUCGGUGGAGAGUGCCCAGCAGGAGAUCUCGCUCUGGUUCCGCCCCGAGGAGCUGCCGUGCUGGGAGGACGCGGCUGCACACUGGAUCUACGAGUGAGCAGCACCUCAGUGCCCUGCUGGGACACAGCACACCUCCACCCAUUUCCUGGCACUGCUGGGGCUGCCUGCACAUCCUCUGUGGGAUUCCCCUUCUGCCUGUGGGGUCCUGGGAGCUGGGCUGUGUGUGGAACUCUGGUUCAGCUCCUGCCAAGGGGAGCUCUUCCUUUUUUUUCUCUCUGCUCUAGUAAGUAGUUGGUAUUGUUGCUCUGUUUGCUGCAGCAUCUUAAAUCCCAAGUAGCUCAAGCUGAUUAAUUUUUGAAGCAAAACUUGGGCUCUUGGCCCAUUCCUGGGUGUUCUCAUCCCUGCCUGGAGCAGGAGAAGGUGUUUUCCUUG